Messenger RNA from Pelobates fuscus (common spadefoot toad), 465 nucleotides. RefSeq names its product ribonuclease H-like. The transcript has a single exon. Gene Ontology annotation, molecular function: RNA-DNA hybrid ribonuclease activity; nucleic acid binding. The record is from RefSeq and is a predicted model, not a curated record. Bases 1 to 465 code for a protein of 154 amino acids. NCBI's taxonomy places the organism in Eukaryota, Metazoa, Chordata, Amphibia, Anura, Pelobatidae.
AUGGAAACUACUCACUUGCCAACCGUGCAUGAAACUGCCUUGCCUAAUCCAGAUUGCACGCUAUUUGUGGAUGGCUCCAGAUUUGCUGAUGAACAAGGACAAUAUCAUAAUGGGUAUGCAGUCACUACAGAAAGUCAAGUCUUACAAGCAGCUGCACUCCCACCAUCAAAAUCAGCUCAAGAAGCCGAACUAACCGCUCUCACCGUAGCUUGCAAACUGUCCGAAGGAACACGGGUCAAUAUAUACACAGAUUCGAGAUAUGCCCUAGGGGUGGCACACGACUUUGGCCUAAUUUGGAAAACCAGGGGUUUCCUCACAGCCACUGGUACUCCAGUGAAACAUGGAGCAGCUAUUGAAGAAUUAAUGGAUGCCUUGUUACUGCCUGAAGAGGUGGCCGUGUUGAAAGUGAAAGCGCACGGCAGAUUAAAUUCAGAAGAGGCCCAGGGUAAUCAUCUGGCUAACUAG